Molecule: messenger RNA, 1091 nt
Organism: Magnolia sinica
Lineage: Eukaryota; Viridiplantae; Streptophyta; Magnoliopsida; Magnoliales; Magnoliaceae
Product: heme-binding-like protein At3g10130, chloroplastic
Exons: 8
Coding region: 30-935 (301 amino acids)
Source: RefSeq, a predicted model, not a curated record
AAAAGUAAAGAGGCGCCAAAAAAAAAACGAUGACGAUUUUGCCCUCGCCGAUCUCUUCUCAGUCUCCGUCCUUAUUCUCUCCAAACCCUAGAACAAGAACCCCGACGUUCCAAGCUGCAUCAGCGACGGACAGGAGAAGGAUCGACACAGCGUCGUCGAACCAAGACCGAAAUCGAACGGCUCUCGAGACUCGAAUCUCUCUCGUUGCAGCUGUCGCUGCUCAGUCCGCUUUCGUCUCCCAACGAAUUUUGACGGAUUUGGUAACGGAAACUGCGAAAUACGUAUUUCCGAGUAGGUUGUUCGAGAGUAGGAAUCUCGAAGAAGCCCUAAUGUCUGUCCCAGAUCUUGAAACUGUAAAAUUUAAGGUUUUGAGACGGAGGGAAGAGUACGAGAUCAGAGAAGUUGAGCCUUACUUUAUAGCGGAGACAACAAUGCCUGGAAAGAGCGGAUUUGAUUUCAAUGGCUCGUCUCAAGGUUUCAAUGUUUUGGCUGCGUACCUGUUUGGUAAGAAUACUGCAAGUGAAAGCAUGGAGAUGACUACUCCUGUCUAUACUCGAAAGGCACAAUCAGAUGGAGAGAAAAUGGAUAUGACAACACCUGUUAUAACGAAGCGUUCAGGAGAUCAAGAAAACUGGCAAAUGUCAUUCGUCAUGCCCUCCAAGUACGGAGCUAAGCUGCCAUUGCCAAAGGAUGCAUCUGUAAGGAUUAAAGAGGUUCCCAAAAAGAUCAUUGCAGUUGUUGCCUUUUCAGGUUUUGUUACAGAUGAAGAAGUUAAACGCAGGGAAUCAAAAUUACGGGAUGCUUUAAGGAGCGACACACAAUUUCAAGUGAAAGAGGAUGCUUCCGUGGAAGUUGCACAGUAUAAUCCCCCUUUCACACUCCCGUUUACCCGCCGUAAUGAAGUAGCACUGGAGGUUGAACGGAAAGGUAAUUAAUGCAAUCCAGGCCCAGACACCUCAUACAUGAAAAAUAUCAGGAAAAAAAUCCAUCAUAGAUUGCUAUAUAUACUUGAUUAUAAACAAACUGUACUAUAUAUGCUUGAUUAUACACAAACUGUAAUUAAUAUUAGCAAUGAACUUCUUCUUCUUCUU